Molecule: messenger RNA, 2234 nt
Organism: Culex quinquefasciatus (southern house mosquito)
Lineage: Eukaryota; Metazoa; Arthropoda; Insecta; Diptera; Culicidae
Exons: 3
Coding region: 109-1983 (624 amino acids)
Biological process (GO): negative regulation of centriole replication; protein autoubiquitination
Cellular component (GO): peroxisome; aggresome
Molecular function (GO): zinc ion binding; tumor necrosis factor receptor binding; ubiquitin protein ligase binding
Source: RefSeq, a predicted model, not a curated record
UAUCUUCUCCGCCAUUUGCCACCGUGCAGGGUUCUAGGAAACCACGCGUCCUCCUCAACCUGUCCAGUAAAACCAAAGUUCCGACCGCAUUACUAUCACCCCUUUCGGAUGUCCAGCCUCGCCUACGGUUCCUUCUGCGCCACCUGCUGCAAUCUAAUCCCGCCUGAAGCGGAACCGUUGGCCUGUUCCGCUUGCUCUAAACCGUGCUGCUGGAAGUGCGCCCGCGAGCCGGCGGAAUCGGUGUCGCUGUUUAACGCCCCGGCCGUCAUCUGCGUGGCCUGUGACGCCGCGAUGGAUCUUCGUGGAGGAGGGAAGAUGGUGCCGAAGCCACCGUUGGAGCAGGGAUUGCAACGCUGCCGGAUGCAUCCGGAGCGGUUCCUGAACCUGUUUUGCUUGACCUGCCAGGUGCAGAUCUGCUGCGACUGUUUCGUCGUGCAGCAGGACCACAAGCGGCACACGAUUGACUCGAUCGAGGAGGUUUACCGACAGAAGCUGCUGGAGACGGUGGAAAAGUUCCGGGAGAUUCCGAAGCGGCUGAAGCUUGUGGACUGGGAGGCAGUCCGGCAGGUCGAGGAAAAUUUGAAGAUUAUUCAGGAGAUGGAGACGCGGAUUUUGGGUGACAUUCGGCAGCUGUUUCAGCAGCGGACGGCGAUCAUGCUGAACAAGACGGCCGAAAAGAAGGCGGUUCUGCAAAAGACGAAGGACUUUGUGGAUCGGACGGAGAUGCAGCACCGGCAGACGCUGGAGAGCAUCCAGGGAUUGAACACUAACGACUUUCUGCGGCUGCAGGCCGCUUUGAACGCGCGGUGCGAAAGCAUCCUGAAGGAUGUUGGCCAGCUGCAGGUGGAACCGGUUCGUUGGGAUGACAUCGAUUGUGAUUUGCUGCCCAGUUGUAAACUGCAGCCGAUCUCGCUGAAUCUCCCGAACGGUGAUGCUGCCAAGGAAAAACACGUCCAAAUCCAGCUGAUUGACGAUUGUGGAAUAGUUUGGAACACGACCUUCUUCAUCGGCGGCCAAUCGUUGGCCCUGGAGAUGAAGCCGAACCGGCAGUUGGACGAGUUUCACUUCAAAGCCAUCGUAGAAAUGUCCCACUCGAGUCAGAUCAAGGUUUCCGGCAAGAGCUUCAGCUUCAAAGGUUUCCUCGCUAAAAACGAGCUAAUCUCGCUGCCCAAGCUGACCUCGGGUGGGUACCUGACCGACACCGGAGACCUGGUCAUGCGGCUCGGAAUUCGCCCGGAAAACAUCCUAGAGGAAUCGGACCUGCUGAAGGCACUGCUUGUGCAGCAGCGGAAGCUAAACAGCCAGCUCAAAGUGGAAAACGCCACCCUAAAAGAUCAGAACUUUGUCCUCCGCGGAGACAUGCUUCGUGUGAGCAGUGAGUCCCAGCAGAACAAAGAAACGCUCGAAACACAAGUGGUCGCCCUCACCCGGCGGCUCAAAAUGUUCCAGCACAACUCGUACGUCCACCACCAGACGCUGCAGGUGCGUCCCCAAACGCCCAUCAGUCCGGUGAGCCAACCGGAAGACGACAAGGAAAAACUCAGCUCGGACAUGCAAAUGUUGCGCACGAAGCUGGACGAGAUGAAAACUUCCAUGAAGGCCAUGAACCCCUUCGCGAUCGGCAGCUUCGAGAUCUACCGCUGGUCGAAGGACUCCAAGUUCUACUCGCCGCAGGUCGCAUCCCACGUCGGCGUCACGAUCUACAUCAUCGUGCAGCCCAACUUUGCCUGCGAAAAGUCCUCGGACGUGAACGCGUACGUGUGCUGGGCCAAGGGACCAAAGUUGCGGUGCCAGAUCUUCAUCGAGGUGGUGAACGAGUUCGAGGACGAGUGCGUGCGCGAAGAUCGCGUGUUUGACUUCUCCAAGGGGACUAGCUUCACCUGGAAGAGCGUCAUCUCGCACUACAAUCUGUUCCGCAGCGACGGAUUUCUCAGUGACGAUCACCUGAAGAUCAAGUUCGGCGUUCGACCCGCCGUUGAAUAGUUGUUUUCUUUUUUUUUUGUAUUUUGUUGACCAGCAGUGGCAAUUGAGGAAAUUGCAAUCGAACUGCGAGUCUUUUUUUUUGUUAAUUAUUUUCUUUGACUUGAUUUAUUCACGUUCGAGACUGUGAAUUGUUCUUGUGAAUUGAUAAUACUGGAAAUAGUCGAUAUUUCCUUUCGUGAAGAUGUUUUAUGUUCCCUUGACGAAAUAACAAAAUAAAACCGUAAUCUGUACAUUGAUCGGACGAGAAGAAA